ACUCCGCACCGCACUGGUAGCUAAGUCACUCAACUCGGGCUCAUAUCCUCCAAGGAUGGUGUAUAUCCAAUGAUCAACACACGGAUGAUAUCAACCUCAGUUCCUGCAAGUCUUGAAAAGGAAAAAUGUGAAGAAACCAUUCAAAAAGUUGUGAGUCCUGAAGUGUACCUCAAGCAUCCGCUACAGAACAGGUGGGCUCUUUGGUUUUUCAAGAAUGACAAAAGCAAAACAUGGCAAGCUAACCUUCGUCUCAUCUCCAAAUUUGACACUGUGGAAGACUUCUGGGCAUUGUACAACCACAUUCAGCUAUCAAGUAACUUGAUGUCUGGCUGUGACUACUCACUGUUUAAGGAUGGGAUUGAGCCCAUGUGGGAGGAUGAACGGAACCGGCGAGGUGGCCGCUGGCUGAUAACUCUGUCCAAGCAUCAGCGCAAAUCAGACCUUGACCGGUUCUGGUUGGAGACGCUCUUGUGUCUUGUUGGUGAAGCUUUUGAUGACUACAGUGACGAUGUUUGUGGAGCUGUCAUUAACAUCCGAGCCAAAGGAGACAAAAUAGCAAUAUGGACCACAGACUUCGAAAACAAAGAGGCCAUCACACACAUAGGGCGUGUGUAUAAAGAGAGAUUAGGCGUUCCGCCAAAAGUGAUCAUCGGAUACCAGUCACACGCGGACACAGCCACAAAGAGCGGCUCCACAACCAAGAACAAGUUUGUUGCCUGAGGACCAUUGUCAAAAUCGUCACCUAUUUUCUGUAAUUCUUCCAUGAAAGUAACAGACAGGUUUAUCAACCAAAAACCAUUGUAAGAGAUUAAAUUUCUUGCUUUUUGUUUGCUUAAUUGCUGCCACUUGACCAAAGCUUUUGUUUAUGGUGAGUGUGUAGUGACGGUGUGUGUGUGGAGCUGUCUUUAAUCUGUCCUUUUGAGAAGAUGGUCAGUGUAUGUGCAGGUAAAUGUAGCACUAUUGUUCAUUAACUUUAUGUGGUGGUGGGUUGAAGAGUAAAAGAGGUUUACAUUUUCAAAUACAGCUGCAUAUUUACUGACUUCAUCUGAUUUAUGCACUCAUGUGUGUAUACACUACUUAUUUUUGUUGAAGUACUUGAAUAUUAAAGGCACAAAAAGACAAAUUUUCCAUUUUGUUAUAAACUGCAGGUGCUUUUAUACUCUGAAAUCCACAGUUUACUUUAAUCCAUAUCUUUUAAUGUUGACAGAACUGGCCUUAAAAGUUUUCUGGGAAAUUCAUCACACUCGCACACUUCAUUGUCUUAAUGCAGCUGUUUAGUUAUUCUAGGACCAAUGUCGCCAAUAGCAAGUCAGAGUUUGAGCCAUUUUGUUUCUUGCCAAGAAACUUGUGCAAUAUAUGAGUUAUUAAAGUUGAGAUGUUCAUCACGGUGAAGAAUGGAAGAUAUAUUUAAAAGGAACUUGGGGUUUCAUAAAGAAAUGGAAGUUCACUUCCUUGGCACUGUGGAGUAAAGCAGACAUUUCACACACAAAUGCAUCAGGAAGCAAAGUUAUUCUAACAUGUAAUGUAUAAACAUUAUACCUGUAGCUGUUGGUAUACUCUUCUUUCAGAUUAUUAGAGUAUUAAGUUUUUGAACACAGGCAUGUCAUUCCGAUGGCGUUAUGUAUCAAUGGGACGGGACUUUUCAGAGAAAUUUUCAUGUUUUUCUUUUUAAGUGCAUAAGCCAUGUGACCGUUUGAAAUGUUUACCUCUGUUUACAAGUUUACUUUGUUAUGAGCGUUGACCUACUGCUUCGGUCAGGUUUACGCAGUAUAAUUUCAUUCCAGACGUUUUGUGUAUUUUUGGAGGGACUGAAAUGUGCCUUGAACCUAUUGUAACACCCUGCUCUAAGCAAUGUACAAAGAAGUUAUGUAAAUAAACAUGGGCAGUGUAGUCUU
Monopterus albus (swamp eel) is the source of this 1895-nucleotide messenger RNA. RefSeq names its product eukaryotic translation initiation factor 4ea (gene eif4ea). NCBI's taxonomy places the organism in Eukaryota, Metazoa, Chordata, Actinopteri, Synbranchiformes, Synbranchidae. Gene Ontology annotation, molecular function: translation initiation factor activity; RNA 7-methylguanosine cap binding. The record is from RefSeq and is a predicted model, not a curated record. Gene Ontology annotation, cellular component: eukaryotic translation initiation factor 4F complex; cytoplasm. The coding region runs from base 70 to 720 and encodes 216 amino acids. The transcript has 7 exons. Gene Ontology annotation, biological process: translational initiation.